Messenger RNA from Helianthus annuus (common sunflower), 501 nucleotides. RefSeq lists its product as uncharacterized. The transcript has 3 exons. The record is from RefSeq and is a predicted model, not a curated record. Bases 1 to 501 code for a protein of 166 amino acids. Lineage: Eukaryota; Viridiplantae; Streptophyta; Magnoliopsida; Asterales; Asteraceae.
AUGGAUGUAGAAGAAGAAGAAGAAGAAGAAGAAGAGGGGCUUACUGUUGAUUCGCAGUUAAAACAGAGGGCGAUUAUCAAACAGGAAGAGAAGCAUCCGGAAGCAUCACCAGAGAGAGUUAGGGUUUUUAAUUUUAAGGGAAAUGAGACAUCUAAUCGCGAUAACACCCGUUCAUUCCCAUUUUUUAACGAACUACAUGCUCUAUUCACCGAAAGAGCAACAAACACACCACAGACACCCUUUGACCCUGAAGCUGGUUCUAGCCAGUCAAAGUCAAGGAAACGGGUCGCAAGAACUGAUUCUUAUCAAUCACUUGAAGAAAUCUUAGAAGAUGAAGACGAAUAUGAAGACCAACCAAGGAAGAAACCCGUUAGGGGAAAACAGCCGCAGACAUCAAAUAUUGACAAACCUGCAACUCCAAAACCGUCGAAUUCAGGAAACAAUUCGAUUCAAGAGAUUUUGCAUGAUUUCUUUCAGCAGCAGAAGAUGAUUGACAUGUAA